Molecule: messenger RNA, 7764 nt
Organism: Cololabis saira (Pacific saury)
Lineage: Eukaryota; Metazoa; Chordata; Actinopteri; Beloniformes; Belonidae
Product: dedicator of cytokinesis protein 7-like
Biological process (GO): positive regulation of GTPase activity; small GTPase-mediated signal transduction
Cellular component (GO): cytosol
Molecular function (GO): guanyl-nucleotide exchange factor activity
Source: RefSeq, a predicted model, not a curated record
CGACAAGGAGGAUCCCCGGCCGGCCCCGGCGUGCAGAAGGAAGUCCGAGCGCAUCCCAACACAAGAAGCGAGCCAGCCAAGCCGCGGCAAGGAGAGCACAGCACUUUCAGUUUGACUUCGGAGACUUUCUUCUACAUGGGGGACGAGAAAUGACAUCGACAGCGAGCGAGAGGAGGGCGUUUGCUCAUAAAAUCAACCGGACGGUUGCUGCAGAGGUCAGAAAACAAGUGUCCAGAGACUAUGGCUCACCGCAGCUGUCUAAGAAACGAGGAGGCCAACACCACCCUUUGCCCCUGACGGAGGUGGUUGAUCCCGUGGAUUUCGAGGAGUAUGUGAGCAGUCACGCUCCCGGGGUGGAGCCCGGCCCGCUCAGACAGCUAAUGGAGUUCCCUCACGAUGAUUUGGACCUCCUCCAGCUGGAAAAAGAGUGCUCUACCCUGGAGCCCCCUCUGCCUGAGGAAGAGGACUCACUAGAUUCCAGAGUGAGAGAUGCCUUGGCGGUCUACACAGAUGACUGGCUUGUCAUUCAGAGAAAAUACCACAGCUACAGUUCUAUAUACACCCCUCACAACUCUGAAAGGCAGAAGGAAAGGCAGCGGGGACUGCUUAAACAGACAUUUGAACUGGAUGAUGCUGCUGCUGCCGAGCGCCAGGAUGACCAGGAUGACGCAAAGCGACGAUCAGUAAGCCUUGAUGAGACUCCCAGGGGUAGCUGGGCCUCCAGCAUCUUUGACUUGAAGAACUCCUCCCCAGACGCUCUGCUUCCAUCUGUGCUGGAACGAACAGCUGCAGAGGACAUGGACCGUCGUAAUACUGAGGCCCGCCUGCAGGGGCGACACAGCGACCUGCUUGGCUUGUACUCUCCUCCUGAUGAGGAUGAAGCGGUGGAGAGAUGCUCUUUACCUGAAGAGCCCAAAGAACAUUGUGGCCAGAGGAUCAUGGUCAAGUGCCUCUCUCUGAGGUUUGAAAUUGAAAUUGAACCCAUAUUUGGGUCGCUCGCCCUUUAUGACAUUAAGGAGAAGAAAAAGAUCUCUGAGAAUUUUUACUUUGACCUAAAUUCAGAUCAGAUGAAAGGGCUGCUCAAACCUCAUGCACCCUCAGUAGCCAUAUCCACGCUGGCCCGUUCUGCCAUUUUUUCUAUUACAUACCCCUCUGCUGAUAUCUUCUUGGUCAUUAAGCUUGAAAAAGUGCUUCAGCAAGGUGAUAUUGGUGAAUGCUGUGAACCAUACAUGGUCAUGAAGGAGUCUGAUUCUUCCAAGCAUAAGGAAAAGUUGGAGAAGCUGCGUCUUCAGGCCGAACAGUCAUGUAGCCGUCUUGGUCGUUAUCGCAUGCCGUUUGCCUGGACAGCCAUUCACCUCCUCAACAUCGUCAGCAGUGUGGGAGGUCUAGAUCGGUCGGAUCCAGACUCUGACUCUGAGCGAAAGGGCCAUGGAACCUGGAAUGAAAGAAAAAAGAAGGGCUAUGAGAGGAUGAGCAUUGGGGAUGAGAUGUGUAACUUUGCCACUUUCCGUCCAGCUACACUGACUGUCACUAACUUCUUCAAGCAGGAGGGGGAUAGACUAAGUGAUGAGGACCUUUACAAGUUUCUGGCAGACAUGCGCAGGCCGUCCUCUGUACUGCGUCGACUAAGGCCUGUCACAGCUCAGUUGAAGAUUGACAUUUCUCCUGCGCCAGACUCGCCUCAUUACUGUUUGUCGCCCGAGCUUCUUCAUGUGAAGCCUUAUCCAGACCCGCGUGUUCGCCCAACCAAAGAGGUGCUCGAGUUUCCUGCUCGCUACGUAUACACACCACACACCACCUACAGGAACUUGCUUUACAUUUAUCCACAAAGUCUGAACUUCAACAGUCGCCAGGGCUCAGUGAGGAACAUUGCUGUGAAGGUUCAGUUCAUGGCAGGAGAGGACCCCAGUCAAGCUUUACCGGUUAUCUUCGGAAAGUCAAGUUGUGCUGAGUUCAUGAAGGAGGCAUAUACGUCAGUCAUCUACCACAACAAGUCUCCUGAGUUCUAUGAGGAGAUGAAGAUGAAGAUACCUGCCAAUUUGACAGACAACCACCAUCUUCUUUUCACCUUCUACCACAUCAGCUGUCAGCCUAAACAGAACACUCCAAUGGAGACUCCCGUGGGCUACACUUGGAUCCCUUUGAUGCAGCAUGGCAGACUCCGCACUGGCUCCUUCAGUCUGCCUGUGUCUGUGGAAAAGCCUCCACCUAGCUACUCUGUCCUAACCCCUGAUGUUCAGCUCCCAGGCAUGAAGUGGGUGGAUAAUCAUAAAGGAGUGUUCAAUGUUGAAGUGACACCAGCCUCCUCCGUGCACACUCAGGACCCCCACUUGGACAAGUUCUUCACUCUGGUGUAUGUCCUGGAGGAGUAUUCCUUCCCUUUCCGUCUUAAGGAUGUCAUCAUAACUGAGGCAAACAUGGAGGGGGAGCUGAAAGCCAGCAUAGCUGCGCUGAGAGGAGCUUUGCUGGAUACCUGUGUCAGGUUUCUGCAUCAGCUGCUGAACAAACUCAUCCAGCUCAUCGUCUACCCUCCAGUCAUCGCAGGUCAAAUUGUGAACCUUGGCCGGGCUGCCUUCGAAGCCAUGGCCUUGCUAGUCAAUCAGAUCCACAAAAACCUGGAGGGAAACCAAGACCAGCAUGGUCGCAACAGUCUGUUGGCGUCUUACAUACAUUACUGUUUCCGCCUGCCCACUGCAGAGCCUGCAAUGCUCCCAACAGCAGCAAACCAAUCCUAUGAGAUGCCAAUGCAGUAUGCUACUUUAUCGAAAGCAACAGCCCGUCCAAGCAGUCUGUACCUGUCCCGUUCAAAGAGUAUUAGCAACUCCAAUCCUGAUCUGGCAAGCACACCAGUUUCCCCUGACGAGGAGGUCCAAAGGAUCAUAGGAACCAAGGCAAGUGACCGCAGCUGCAAUCGCAUGUCUGCCUUUCUGGACACCGUGGCCUUGUAUUCAGUUCCCACAAGGCAGAUUACUAAGAAGUUGCUCCAUGAGGAGCUGGCCUUGCAGUGGGUGGUCAGUACCAGCACGGUGCGAGAAGCUGCACUGCAGCAGUCUUGGUUUUUCUUCCAGCUAAUGACUAAGAGCAUGGCUCAUCACUUAUUCCUGACCUCAAAAUUGGAAGUUCCCAGGCGUCAGCGUUUUCCAGAUCGCUUUGUUGAUGACAUUGCAGCACUUGUGUGUGCCAUCAGUGCAGACAUUGCCAGCCGAUACCACAAGGAUGUGGAGCUUGUAGAAAGGUUAAACAGCAGUCUGGCCUUCUUCCUGAACGACCUGCUGUCUCUGAUGGACCGGGGCUUUGUGUUUAACCUCAUCCGUUCCUACUACAAGCAGAUUGCUAACAAGUUACACACAACGCAAAAUCCCAGCUCCCUGAAUGCUCUGAGGAUGGACUUUAUACGUAUUGUCUGCAGCCACGAGCAUUAUGUCAUUCUCAACUUACCCUGCUCAACUCUGAGUCCUCCAGCAUCCCCUUCCCCUUCUACCUCUUCCACCACCUCACAGAGUUCAGCAUUUUCCAGUAUGGUGCAAGACCAGGGUGUGGCCACCAUGUUUGAGCUCUCCGUCCCCUUCCGCCAUCAACACUUCCUGUCUGGCCUUCUGCUUGCUGAGCUUUCCCUCAUUCUUGAUCCUGAUGGGGAAGGAGCUUUCUUCCUUCAUAAAAAGGCCAUCAGUGCGGUUCAUGCGCUGCUGUGCAGCCACGAUGCAGACCCUCGUUAUAAGGACCCUCAGGUCAAAGCCCACAUUGCUAAGCUCUACCUGCCUCUCAUCACCACCGUCAUGGAAACGCUGCAUCAACUCCACGACUUCUGUGACUCUUCACCUGCAUGGGCCCGCCACGUCGCUGCCCACGCUGACGAUACUGACCCAGACGGUGGUAACACCAUCAGUCAGUCUGUUGCCAUGGCAAUUGCUGGCUCCCCUCUGCCGCAUGCCAAAGUCAACUCAUUUACUCUCCCGUCAGUGGCCGGACGCCAGUCCAGCUCUCUGUCUGCAGAGUGCAGCAGGACUCUGCUGGUGUGCUUCCUUUGGGUUUUGAAGAAUGCAGAUGCAGCUCUACUUGAGCACUGGGUGUCUGAUUUGUCUGUAUUGCAAAUCAACCGUUUGUUAGACCUGCUGCAUCUCUGCGUCUCCUGCUUUGAAUACAAGGGAAAGAAGACUCUGGAGAGGAUAAACAGCCUGACAUUUAAAAAGUCUCAGGAUAUGAAGGCCCGACUGGAAGAAGCCAUUCUGGGCACUAUUGGAGCCCGUCAGGAAAUGGUCCGUCGCUGCAGAGGCAAGUGACAUGAAAAGGCAAUAAUCUGUUUUUCUGUUCCAGUUUAUAUACAACUUGCUCACUGAACUUUGUUUACUCUAACAGAAAGAAGUCCUUACGGCAGCCAGGAGAAUGUUAGGUGGAGAAAGAACGUCACUCACUGGAGACAAAAUACAGAUAGAGUUGACAAGACUAAGGCUGAGGUGGAGCAGGAGUCUGUGGUGGAUGGAAACCUAGCUACAGAGGCCUCUCUGAUAGUACUGGACACAUUGGAAAUUAUAGUGAAGACUGUGGUUGCAUCUGAAUUGAAAGAAAGUGUGCUCGGUGGAGUGCUGAGAGUUCUUCUCCACAGCAUGGCGGGCAACCAGAGCGCCCUCUUUCUGCAGCAUUGUUUCACUACACAAAGAGCCCUCGUUUUCAAGUUCCCGGAGAUGCUGUUUGAAGAGGACACUGAACUUUGUGCAGACCUGUGCCUGCGUCUCCUGCGACACUGCAGCAGUAGUGUUGGAUCCGUCAGAAGUCAUGCCUCGGCUUCUCUUUACCUGCUCAUGAGGCAGAACUUUGAGAUUGGAAAUAACUUUGCCCGAGUGAAGAUGCAGGUUACCAUGUCACUGUCCUCAUUGGUGGGAACAUCACAGAACUUUAAUGAAGAGCAUCUUCGUCAUUCACUCAAGACAAUCUUGACAUAUGCUGAAGAGGACUUGGAGCUGCGAGACAGCCCUUUCCCAGAGCAGGUCCAGGAUCUGGUGUUCAAUCUGCACAUGAUUCUUACUGACACAGUGAAGAUGAAAGAGCAUCAGCAGGACCCUGAAAUGCUCAUUGACCUAAUGUACCGGAUUGCCAAGGGAUACCAGAACUCACCAGACCUGCGCCUGACAUGGUUGCAGAACAUGGCCGGGAAACACUCUGAGAGAGGGAACCACGCUGAAGCUGCCCACUGUCUGGUCCACAGUGCGGCCCUGGUGGCAGAAUACCUCAACAUGCUGGAAGACUGCCGCUACCUGCCAAUAGGUUGCGUGACAUUUCAGAAUAUUUCAUCCAACAUAUUAGAGGAGUCAGCAGUAUCAGAUGACAUCUUGUCUCCAGAGGAAGAAGGCAUUUGUGCUGGGAAGUAUUUCAGCGAGUCUGGUCUGGUGGGCCUCUUGGAGCAAGCAGCUGCCUCCUUUAACAUGGCUGGUAUGUAUGAGGCAAUAAAUGAAGUGUACAAGAUUCUGUUACCCGUCCAUGAAGCCAACAGAGACUUCAAAAAGCUAGCUACUGUCCAUGGGAAACUACAGGAUGCCUUCAAUAAAGUCUACAAUCAAAGUUCAGGAUGGGAGAGAAUGUUUGGGACCUACUUCCGGGUGGGUUUCUAUGGCAGCCAGUUUGGAGACUUGGAUGACCAAGAGUUUGUCUACAAGGAGCCUUCAAUCACUAAAUUAGCUGAAAUCUCCCACAGGCUUGAGGAGUUCUACUCAGUGAGGUUUGGCGAUGAUGCUGUUGAAAUAAUCAAGGACUCCAACCCUGUGGACAAAAGCAAACUGGAUGCCAAUAAGGCCUACCUCCAGAUCACCUAUGUUGAACCUUACUUUGACACCUAUGAGCUAAAGGAAAGAAUCACCUACUUUGACAAGAACUACAAUCUGCGUACGUUCAUGUACUGCACUCCCUUCACUCUGGACGGCCGUGCCCACGGAGACCUGCAUGAACAGUACAAACGCAAAACCAUCUUGACAACAUCCCAUGCUUUCCCCUAUAUAAAGACGCGCAUCAACGUUAUCCACAAGGAGGAGAUUAUUCUUGUCCCCAUGGAGGUGGCAAUUGAAGACAUGCAAAAGAAAACUCAGGAGCUUGCCUUUGCCACCACCCAAGACCCUGCUGACCCUAAGAUGCUGCAAAUGGUGUUACAGGGCUGUGUUGGCACAACUGUUAACCAGGGCCCCCUUGAGGUGGCGCAGGUCUUUCUCUCCGACAUACCUGACGACCCAAAGCUUUUCCGCCAUCAUAACAAACUACGUCUUUGCUUUAAAGACUUCACUAAGAGGUGUGAGGAUGCCCUGAGGAAGAAUAAAGCCCUGAUCGGACCAGACCAGAAGGAGUAUCACAGAGAGCUGGAGAGGAACUACAAUAAACUCAAAGAAUCUCUGGGUCCUCUCAUCAACCGCAAGAUCCCCCAGCUGUACAGACCCCUGCCAGCUCAAGCUACGCAAACACAGCGGAACUCCUUCAGUAGAUCUAGUCUCCGAAGAGUCGACUGUUGAGGUGCAAAAACACUGAAAAACUACGCAGAGCAACAGCCUCUAGAAAUUAGCUUCAUCUCAUUCCAUCUGUUCCCCCUCCCCCACUACACCCCAGACCAACUGUUACAAUACACACGCCAUCCUUCCCAUCCAUCCUCUUCUUCUGGCUCCUCAUUUACCCCCACUGCCUGCAUGGCCAUCCAGUCCUGGCUUAAUCCCCCAUUUGCCCAUCCCGACUUCCCCCACCACACAUAUACACAGCUAGUUGUCACUUCUUUCUCUGCUGAGCAUCUCCUGCAUCACCGCAACCCUCACACUUCGGCUGGAAAAAAUCUCAGCUGUUUAUACUGGAAGGUUAUCUGCUCUGUAAACAUUACCAUUCGGAGUGAAGCUACUAAGAUGCCAGUGUUUAAAGGAAAGCUUUCCAAAACUAAUCUGACAGACCAAAGUAAUCUCUCUGAUCUUGAUCUGGCUUUAACUUCAGAUUUGACCAGACUAGAGCAACCAAAUGUUUUAGAACCAAUUUAUUUGAGGUGCAUCAGUUUUCUUUUCGCUUUACUUUUCGUCUUCUGUUUAUGUGUUCCUGCUCUUUUGAAAAAACUCCAGGAGGUCUGUUUUAUGUUAUGGCUUUUUUUAUUUAUAAGAAUCUUUCUCUGGACGACCCCUGGUAGUAGUCACUGCCAGAAAUGGUUAUAAAAUAGUCCUGGAGAAUUGUUUUAUUUUCAGCAGAUCAAAUAACUGACAUUCCUUCAUCCUCCAACAUUUAUCAGCACAUUUCUUGUUUUUAUAACUUUUGUUAUUUCUUGUUUAUAAGAAUUCCGAAUAGAGAGCCCAUAAAAGAGGAAUAAGCCAGAAUGGUGUGUUUAUUAUUUUUUUUAAACUGUGAAAUUCUCUGUAAUGCACUGCAGUCACAACAAAUGUUUAUCACAGAAGCACUGCCUUCUGCCAGGCUAUUCCAUAUCCCACACAAAUAUGUUUAAACUGCAGCAUCUACUAUCAACAUGUUAUGCUCUGCCUGUGUAGGCAAGUCCUCUUCUGUUUGUGAACUGCUGUUAAAUACCACUCAAAAUGUUUUGGUUCCCUGUUUAUCAAAGUUUAGCAUUUUGUGCAACCAUUUUCUACUACUGUAUCUCUCAAACUGCACUAUUGUAAACAAAUUAUGGCACAUUAACACUGUAGCCACUAAGUUAUCUGUGCUUUUGUUAUUCUACAAGGCUGGAAACUGUUUUUUUUUUUUUACCAAUUAGAUUUGUAUUUAUUUACACUGCCUUUGAUUAAAUAUCUUUUCCUAAAA